AUGUUUUUGUUUGUUAUUAGCAUGUUCGCAGAAUGACAGAUAGGGCCAUUUCGUUUUGACUCUAGUUAUUUCCUGAAUUUUGUCUUUAUAUUGUCAGUCCUUGAAGAAACAUGUAUCCGAAUGACUUCGGCCGAGACAGCCGAGACCUGUCGAAAGUAAUAGCGCUGUUUGAAACUUUAAGCAACAAUGAACUAAAGGAGCUCUUGGACGACGAUGCAAAGCUUGACACUUUCUUGAGGGAUACGAAACAGGUUGAUGGAUUGGACGAGAUUACUACAGAGAAAGAGAUGAUCCUGGCGAGCAACAGAUCUCUAGCUGAAUUCAAUUUAUCAAGGGAAAGGCAAUUAACAGAAGGGAAACUUCAAUUGCAGCAGUCUAGUGAACAAGGACAAAAACUUUUGGAGAGCAUAGAAGCACUUGCAGCACAGCUUAAAGAAAAGUCUGGUUCAACUAAUUCUGAGACAGUUCUGGCUCUUCUGCAAACAGCAGCUGCAGAAAUGGAGGAAGAAUCAGAGAAAGUGGCAGAAAGAUUUUUAGAGGGUGAAAUUGAUGUGGAUGCCUUUUUAGACCAGUUCCAGACUACCAGGAAGAUAAUGCAUUUGCGCCGGGUCAAGGCAGAUAAGAUGUCUGACCUGCUCACCAAGAAACCGUCUCAAGGACCUGCCCCCUAUCCCACAUUCCCUACCGGAAAUGUGCCAUAUUAUCCACCAGCCCCUCCUGUUGGUGGUGCUCCAUAUCCAAUGGGCAAUUUCAACAUGCCUCUGCCGUACCCCACACCACGUUAUUAGCUUUUCAACAUUUUUCAAUCAAAAUGUCUGUUGUGAUGUAUAUUACAGUACUUUAAUUUUAAUCUGGUGGUCUUGUAAUUAAUUUUUCCACCUCCUCUGUCAUUUACUCGUGCGAUCUAGAUGUGAGGAUGUUAAAAAUAAACAGCCGGAACAACUGAUAAUUUGUGUGUAUUUUGCCAUGUUACUAGCUUUUCAAUCUUAUUGUAUUGUUGUCGAUUGUGAUGUAUGUAAUAAUAUCUUAAUUUUAGUCUA
Messenger RNA from Thrips palmi, 1040 nucleotides. RefSeq names its product vacuolar protein sorting-associated protein 37B (gene Vps37B). Gene Ontology annotation, cellular component: ESCRT I complex. The transcript has 4 exons. The record is from RefSeq and is a predicted model, not a curated record. NCBI's taxonomy places the organism in Eukaryota, Metazoa, Arthropoda, Insecta, Thysanoptera, Thripidae. Bases 111 to 788 code for a protein of 225 amino acids. Gene Ontology annotation, biological process: ubiquitin-dependent protein catabolic process via the multivesicular body sorting pathway; protein targeting to vacuole; protein targeting to membrane.